This is a messenger RNA of Drosophila miranda, 930 nucleotides long. RefSeq lists its product as uncharacterized. The transcript has 3 exons. NCBI's taxonomy places the organism in Eukaryota, Metazoa, Arthropoda, Insecta, Diptera, Drosophilidae. The record is from RefSeq and is a predicted model, not a curated record. The coding region runs from base 132 to 764 and encodes 210 amino acids.
AUUUGGGCCAGUCUAGUUAGUCAGUUCGAUCGAGCUCCGCCGCGUCGCCUUUGAAGCAAUUGAUACACUUCGAUUCGUGUUACGCAAAAUAAUAAAUAGAUAGAUAGACAAGAAAUUAUAUCGAGUGGAAUAUGGCCCCUGCUUUAAACAGUACGGUUAGCUCUAUUACAACCACAAUUGCGAAUUUGACGACCACUACUACGUCGAUUAGUAAUGCCACUGUGAGCCCAACUCCUGCUGGGUGGGCCAGCAAUGGUGGCGGAUAUACCGCUACGUGGGAAGGUCCCUACGUGUACUACUAUCCUAACUAUGUGAUGUAUGUAACCCUGGUGUUUCUGUUCAUCUUCCUUCUACCGCUUGUUGUGAUUAUGAGUGCCAUGAAACGCAAGCGGGAGGCGCAAGUCCGGGCCCUGGCCCUGCAGAGACAGCGAGCCCGUCGUGAGAUGGAAAUCAGUGUGACGAACAACAAUUGCAAUGGCAGUUCCAGCUGUGCCGCUGGCAUCAGCAGCGUCAGUGUAGGUGACCAGAACGACCAGAUUACUGUGCUGCCAAAGACUUUGGAUCUGCCGCCCAGCUACGAUGAGGCAGCCUACUGCGAACAGAAGCACGGAGUCAGCAAUGCAGCCUCCACACUGACCAUUGCCACCAACCUGGAGGUGGGCAUCAACGAGCCACCGCCAGUCUACGAGUCGGGAACUCUCGCCACCACCACGACGACAACCACCACAACGUUCCUGGUGAACGGUCAGCCACCGGUGUUGUAACAAAAACUUUCGAUUCCGAAAUAAUAAAUUGUAUUCCAUACUUAAAUAUACACGCUUAUACAUAUAUACAAGAAAUUUUAAGAGUAAUUCUUAUGUAUGAAUAAAAGUUUCUUUAAUUUUCGAUUAAGCAAUUUACUAAAUGCUGAAAUAAACGUAUCCCUGAUAA